UAAUUCAGAGAACAAAAGAGAGAACUACUUACCUGAAAUCUCGUUUUAUUCUUCUCUUCCUCACUGCUCCUUAAUUCUUCUUUUUCAUGUCCUGGAGUGAAAUCAAAGGACCGUGAAGCUUCUUAGCUCCUUUCGAAAUCCGUGAAGGAGACUCAUUGAGCCUAGGGUUUGGGCCUCUUAACUCAUAUCUGAAGCUUCAAUUCACGCUUUUGAGAGAUACAAAGCUUUAUCGCCUCGGGACAAUGAAGCAAAAGAUGCGUAUCAAAAAAAUGCGUAUCAAAUUGUCAGUGAACAGUGACAAAUGCAGGAAGAAAGCAAUGCAAGUAGCAGUGCUUGCAAGUGGUGUAACCUCAGUGGCUUUGGAAGGAGAAUUUGGGGACGAGCUUGUCGUCAUUGGAGACGGAGUUGAUGCAGCUUGUUUGGUUCUUGCGUUGAGGAAAAAAGGAUGCUGUGCCACAUUAGAGACUCUACAAGAAGUCAAGCCGGAGAAGAAGCCACAGGUCGAUGACAAGUCUGUUACACCGCAUUGCUGCAUAGCUCAAUGUUCUGUCGUUAAUAACGAGCAGCCUAGGCCUGAGAUAUAUAGAAUAGUGCACGACUCUUAUGGUCCAACCACUGGUUGCAGAAUCAUGUAAAAGAAGACUAAAGAUGUAGAUUCCAAAUCCAUUCAAAAGUUUGAUAUCUUUUA
This is a messenger RNA of Capsella rubella, 688 nucleotides long. RefSeq names its product heavy metal-associated isoprenylated plant protein 47. The coding region runs from base 243 to 635 and encodes 130 amino acids. The record is from RefSeq and is a predicted model, not a curated record. The transcript has 3 exons. NCBI's taxonomy places the organism in Eukaryota, Viridiplantae, Streptophyta, Magnoliopsida, Brassicales, Brassicaceae.